Messenger RNA from Saccostrea cuccullata (small rock oyster), 1065 nucleotides. RefSeq names its product protein FAM221A-like. NCBI's taxonomy places the organism in Eukaryota, Metazoa, Mollusca, Bivalvia, Ostreida, Ostreidae. The transcript has 8 exons. The coding region runs from base 65 to 1042 and encodes 325 amino acids. The record is from RefSeq and is a predicted model, not a curated record.
CCUCUAAAUUGUUUACAUGUAUCUAGCGAAAAUCUUUUACAAGAAUUGUCUUAUAUUUAUAUAAAUGGCAGCUAGACAAUAUCAUCUUAAGUUCGGACCAUCAGCAGCCGCUUCGGUUGACGCGUAUGCUGAGUAUAAAAGGAUAGUUGGGGAUGAUGAUGGAGGAGUCUUGUUUACACCUGAACAAUAUGAAGCAUACAAAAAGAGAGUCAUCCCAAUGAGAAUGAAGAACAGAAUUUUCACUUGCUGGAUUAACCCAGAGGGUAUGGAUUGUAAACUAGUAGGGCCUGAGACACUUUGCUUUUGCAAUCACAGAUACAGACAACAUAAAACAGAUUUUGAGGUCCUCCCACAGGACCGUCCCAUCCUGUUACCCUGCAAGGUCAAAGGUUGUGGCUGCUACUCCUACGAAUACGUCCCACUGAAUGGAAGUCAGUCCAUCCGAUGUACAUGUAAACACUUCACCGAGGAGCACACAGCCAAAGCCCCACACAAGUGUAAAAGUGGCAAGUGUGGUUGUACCGGAUUCCACAGCUCCUUCACAUGUGGUUGUGGAAAUCCCUACUCAGCUCAUGAGAUGCUGAUCGAGACUAAGGAUGAGAGGGUAGCCCGGGGUCAUCCCGUGGGUCAGGACGUCCCUUACCAGGCCAUGGGAGGGAUCACUGGCUUCUCCUCACUAAUGGAUGGGUAUAUGAGACUGGAUCCAAGUGGCAUAGGAGCGCCCUCUAAGGAGUUUCUGGAACAGCCAAUCACAGCCUCCGAUCAUCCAUUCCUGAGAUCCAAUGUACAGUCCAUAAAACACCAUAAAAUGAUGCAAAGAGCCAGUAAAGGUAAGCCUACUGACAAAGAAGUUGAUGAGGAUUUGGCAGAAAGAAUGUCUGCAAUGAAGAAACCAGGAGAAACAGACAUGGAUUACUAUGAGAGGAGAUACCAAGAGAGGCAAAAAGCAGAACGUGAGCAGAGUAGAGCCAGAGUUCAGGCAACAAGGCAACUGGCCAUCGGCAAACGUAACCCAGCACCAUCAAAAAUGGCAAAAAAGUGAUCAGCAACUGAUAAGUGAUAUAU